GCUGGUGGCCUUCCGGGGAGAGGGGUCGCCGCGCGGAGAUGGCGGCAGCGAAGGCCCCAGCAGCGCCGGCUCUCAAGCACUGGCGCACCACGCUGGAGCGGGUGGAGAAGUUUGUUUCGCCGCUCUACUUUACCGACUGUAAUCUCCGUGGCAGACUCUUCAGGGACAGCUGUCCAGUGGCUCUCUCCUGCUUCUUGACGCCGGAGAGGCUUCCCUACCAGCAGGCAGUCCAGCAGGACUUCCGCCCGGCGCAGGUCGGCGACCACUUCGGACCCACAUGGUGGACUUGUUGGUUCCGGGUGGAGCUGAACAUCCCAGAGGCAUGGAUGGAUCAGGAAAUUCACCUUCGCUGGGAAAGUGAUGGAGAAGGCCUGGUGUGGCGUGAUGGAGAACCUGUUCAGGGUUUGACCAAAGAAGGGGAGAAGACCAGCUAUGUCCUGACUGACAGGCUUGGGGAAGGAGACCCCCGGAGCCUGAUCCUGUAUGUGGAAGUGGCCUGUAAUGGGCUCCUGGGAGCUGGGAAGGGGAGCAUGAUCGCAGCCCCUGACCCUGAGAAGAUGUUCCAGGUGAGCCGGGCUGAGCUGGCCGUGUUCCACCAGGAUGUCUACAAGCUUCUGGUGGAUCUGGAGCUGCUGCUGGGCAUUGCCAAGGGCCUCGGAGAAGACAACCAGCGCAGUUUCCAGGCACUGUAUACAGCCAACCAGAUGGUGAAUGUGUGUGACCCUGCCCAGCCUGAGACCUUCCCAGUGGCCCAGGCCCUGGCCUCUAAGUUCUUUGGCCAACGUGGAGGAGACAGCCAACACACCAUCCAUGCCAUAGGGCACUGCCACAUUGAUACAGCCUGGCUGUGGCCUUUCAAGGAGACAGUUCGGAAAUGUGCCCGGAGCUGGGUAACAGCGGUGCAGCUCAUGGAGAGGAACCCUUCCUUCAUCUUUGCCUGCUCCCAGGCACAGCAGCUCGAGUGGGUGAAGAACUACUACCCUGGCCUAUAUGUCCGGCUGCAGGAGUGUGCCUGCCGUGGGCAAUUUGUACCUGUGGGGGGCACCUGGGUAGAGAUGGAUGGGAAUCUUCCCAGUGGAGAGGCCAUGGUAAGGCAGUUCCUGCAAGGCCAGAACUUCUUUCUGAAGGAGUUUGGGAAGAUGUGCUCCGAGUUCUGGCUGCCAGACACAUUUGGCUACUCAGCGCAGCUCCCCCAGAUCAUGCGUGGCUGUGGCAUCAGGCAUUUCCUGACCCAGAAGUUGAGCUGGAACCUGGUGAACACCUUCCCACACCACACCUUUUUCUGGGAGGGACUGGAUGGCUCCCGUGUGCUGGCCCACUUCCCACCUGGGGACUCAUAUGGGAUGCAGGGCAACGUGGAGGAGGUGCUAAAGACAGUGACCAACAACCGGGACAAGGGGCGGACGAACCACAGUGCCUUCCUCUUCGGUUUCGGAGAUGGGGGUGGUGGCCCCACCCAGAGCAUGCUGGACCGCUUGAAGCGGCUCUGCAACACAGAUGGGCUGCCCAGGGUACAACUGUCUUCUCCGGGACGGCUCUUCUCAGAGCUGGAGAACGAUGCAGGGCAGCUGUGCACAUGGGUCGGGGAGCUUUUCUUGGAGCUACACAACGGCACCUACACCACCCAUGCCCAGAUCAAGAAGGGGAACCGGGAGUGUGAACGGAUCCUGCAUGAUGUGGAGCUGCUCAGCAGCCUGGCCCUGGCCCACAGCACCCAGUUCCUAUACCCAGCAGUCCAGCUGCAGUACCUUUGGAGGCUUCUGCUCCUGAACCAGUUCCAUGAUGUGGUACCUGGAAGCUGCAUCCAGCUGGUGGUGGAGGAUGCCAUGAGCCACUAUGAAGACAUCCGUUCCCAUGGUAACGGACUGCUCAGUGCUGCAGCUGCAGCCCUGUGUGCCGGGGAGCCAGGUCCCGAGGGUCUCCUCAUUGUCAACACGAUGCCCUGGAAGCGCACAGAAGUACUGUCCUUGCCCAGGCCUGGUGGGGCCCAUACCCUAGGCCUCAUCUCUAGCCCUGGUGACAGUGCCCAGCAUGGGCUAUGCUCCUGCUCCUGCCCCCGUUUCCCAGCAGCCCUCACUGCCCCAGCAGCCUGUGUUUGUAGUGCAAGAGCUCCUGCAGGCUCAGUCUCAAGGCCCCCUCCCACCAAGACUGACGGUUCUGUGACUCUGGACAACGGCAUCAUCCGGGUGAAGCUAGAUCCAACAGGCCGCCUGACAUCCCUGGUCCUGGUAGCUUCUGGCAGGGAGGCCAUUGCUGAGGGUGCUGUGGGGAACCAGUUUGUGCUGUUUGACGAUGUACCCCUGUACUGGGAUGCGUGGGACGUCAUGGACUACCACCUAGAGACACGGAAGCCAAUGCUGGGCCAGCCAGGGACCCUGGCAGUGGGCAAUGAGGGUGGCCUGCGGGGCAGUGCCUGGUUCCUACUGCAGCUCAGCCCUAAUAGCCGGCUCAGCCAGGAGGUGGUACUGGACGUUGGGUGCCCCUAUGUCCGCUUCCACACUGAGGUACACUGGCAAGAGAUCCAUAAAUUCCUGAAGGUGGAGUUUCCUGCCCGAGUUCGGAGCCCCCAGGCUACCUAUGAGAUCCAGUUUGGACACCUGCAGCGGCCUACUCAUUACAACACCUCUUGGGACUGGGCUCGCUUUGAGGUAUGGUCCCAUCGCUGGAUGGAUCUGUCUGAGCAUGGCUUUGGGCUGGCUUUACUCAACGACUGCAAAUACGGUGCCUCUGUGCAUGGCAACAUCCUCAGCCUCUCGCUCUUGAGAGCACCUAAGGCCCCUGAUGCCACUGCUGAUAUGGGACGCCAUGAGUUCACCUAUGCUCUUAUGCCGCACAAGGGCUCCUUCCAGGAUGCUGGAGUCACCCAGGCUGCCUACAGCCUCAACUUUCCCCUGCUGGCGCUGCCCGUUCCAGGCCCAGCACCCACUGCCGCCUGGAGUGCCUUCUCACUGUCCACAUCUGCUGUGGUGUUGGAGACUGUAAAGCAGGCUGAGGCCAGCCCCCUGAGCCGAACGCUGGUGCUGAGGCUGUAUGAGGCCCACGGUAGCCACGUAGACUGCUGGCUGCACAUGUCGCUGCCAGUUCAGGAGGCUGUCCUCUGUGACCUCCUGGAGAAAAGGGACCCAGCUGGCCACCUAGCCCUGCAGGACAACAGCGUGAAGCUCACCUUUUCUCCCUUUCAAGUGCAGUCCCUGCUGCUCUUGCUGCAGCCUCCACCACACUGAGCCCCUGGGGUGGGAAUUUGUUCCUAGAAAGGCUUGGAAGCUCCUCACUUCUGCCUCUCAGCCACAAGCAAGGCCCAGUCCCCUCUGAGCCAAUGUAAAAUAAAUCCUUGGAUC
Orycteropus afer afer is the source of this 3338-nucleotide messenger RNA. The record is from RefSeq and is a predicted model, not a curated record. NCBI's taxonomy places the organism in Eukaryota, Metazoa, Chordata, Mammalia, Tubulidentata, Orycteropodidae.